GCUCGAGCUUCUUGAUGAACAUGGUAUGGCGGGGCUCUAUGACUUCGUGUAUUUGCCUUGCGAUUUCUACCGUGAUGCCAACCUCGGCUAUGCUUUCGUAAACUUGGUGGACCGACGAGCGGUCGACCUUGUUUGGAAGGCCUUGGAUGGCUUCUCCGAGUGGCGCCUUCCCACCGCCAAGGUCUGCCAAGUUCGGUGGAGCGGCCCCCAUCAGGGAUUCAAGGCCCACGUGGAGCGUUAUCGGAAUAGUCCGGUAAUGCACAGAGCGGUCCCGGACCUCUACAAGCCCGUCAUCUUCAAGGACGGCGUGCGCAAACCGUUCCCACGCCCCACGAA
Messenger RNA from Symbiodinium pilosum, 336 nucleotides. The record is from the annotation of a GenBank genome assembly. NCBI's taxonomy places the organism in Eukaryota, Dinophyceae, Suessiales, Symbiodiniaceae.